GAUGAGAUGGGCUAAUUUAUUUUUUAGAAUAUUUUCUGCUCUACAUUGUACAAUCUAGCUAUUGCUAUUUUAAGACUUGAAGUGUACCUCUGAAAUAUUGAGAAAUAUUUGUUCGUUUCUAGUAUAAUCAGUUUUUAUUUUCCGGCAACCGAAAACUGUCUAUUGUGUUAAUAAAUGUUAUAAACAGAAGGAUCAGCUAAUCAUAAAGCAAAUAUUUGCUAUGCAUCAAGUUAAUGAAGAAUUUUUUGCAGAGCGAUCCAAAGGACCCAGACAUAAAAUUUUCAAGCGGGAAACUAAUAAGGGUCGUGUAAACCAAAGAUUCACAGAUCAAUAUUAUGUUGAUAAUGAUAUCAUUAUAGCUAAAAGACAACAUUCAUUAACUGACCAAAAUGAUGUUCCAAUUUAUGAAAAAUUCUUACGCCCCGUUGUGUAUACGGACACUAAAUACGACUAUUGUAAUGAUGUAUUAUCUAUUUCGCAUUCAAAUUAUUCUGAUCGAGAUUAUAACGAUACAUCAUAUUUUGGGGAAGAACCAUCUCAAGGAAUAGAUGCGGAGCAUGUAUUUCGUAAUUUGACUGCAAUAGGACGAUUCUUGGAAAUAUUACAGACGGUGCCAUUACCACGUUUAUCUCUUACCACAGCGUGCAUUUGUUUCAUUAUUGCAAUAUUUAUUUCACCACGCCCUUGUGUUGAAAAUAUUAUUUUUCCUGCUUUCAGAUUAACAUUUGGAACUCUUUAUCCAGCUUAUGCAUCUUACAAAGCUGUUCGCACAAAGAAUGUAAAAGAAUAUGUUAAAUGGAUGAUGUAUUGGAUUGUUUACGCAUUUUUUACAUGCACUGAAACUUUUACCGACAUCUUCCUUUCCUGGUUUCCAUUUUAUUAUGAGGUCAAAGUGAUUAUAGUAUUAUGGUUGCUUUCUCCUGCAACCAAAGGUAGUUCAACACUGUAUCGUAAAUUUGUACAUCCAAUGUUGACCCGACGUGAACAGGAAAUUGACGAGUAUCUAAACCAAGCCAAAGAACGUGGAUAUUCUGCUGUAUUACAAUUAGGUUCCAAGGGUGUAAACUAUGCCACCAACGUCAUAAUGCAGACUGCAAUAAAGACUUUUCAUUACGGUUUAAAUGCUACAAAUCACCAACAAAGCAUAUUGCCAUCGUCCCAAUCAGAUGAUGACAUUUAUGCUCGACGAAGUAUACGAAAUGGAAAAGAAUUCGAUGAAAUUGAUAAUGCCCAGUGGGUGCCAAAAUCCAGUUCAUUAAAUUCAAUGCCUUCAAUGCAUGUAGAGUUCUCCGAAGACGAUGAACAGAUUUUUGAUAUUGCAAUAGAUGAAGAAGAAAGUAUUGCAACUGAAGACGCAGGAGCUGCACGGAUACGCGAUCCCCCUGGUGGAGGCAAUUUGGUGCAAACUAUUAGGCGUAGUUACAGUCUAAGUGAUCUUUCGGAACCAGAUAUACAUCGUACUGAAGAUGAGGUUGAUGAUGUUGUUACAAUGCGACCUCAACAAAGAAUGUUACGACAACGUUUAAAUACUCCAGUAGGACGAUCAGCUUCUGGUACACGCCAUUCAACUGGUAUGUACUUUACAGAAGUGGAUGUUUCUGCAAAAGGAGCAGGAGAUUUCAAUUAUAACAUUCGCUCUUCAGAUGAUAUCAGUUCGGGAUAUUCUAGUGCCGAACCCAUUUCUGGUGGUUUAAGCCGCACAUCUUCUAUGUCUAACGCUUCUAAAUCACGAUUAAAAGCAAAGCGAUCAGAGGUUGAAUUUAACACAUAUGAAGACAGGCUAAACUUUGAAUUAGACUCUAAAUUGUCUGAAAACGAAGAUGAAUAUAGAGACAAAAUGAAUCAUGAAUCUGAAAUGGAUCUGGUAUUUGAAGAUAACAUAGAUACUAUCGAAAAACAAAAUUUUGAACAAAGCACAGAAGAAUACUUUGAAACCAAAUCAAACGCAUCAGACUAUACAUCGGAUAUGGAAGAUAAUAAUUUAAACAAUAGUAUAGAAGACCAGAAAUUUGUUUCAUCAGAUCCAUAUAAUAAUUCAUUCCUACAUAAAUCUAUUAAUUUAAAUGAAAUGCGUACGAGUUUAAAAGAAAUUGAAAAUAAUUUCCGAACAAAUAUCAAAGGAUCUUGUACUAGUAACUACAACACCCAAAAGGCCUAUGUUCAUAAGAAAGGAAAAGCGCCACAACCACCCACCGCUCAGCCGACUUUAAAUAUUAAAAACUCAGACCAAUUAAGAAAAUGCAGUCUUAAGGAAACCGAAAUAUAAAAACAUUUGUAAUUACGGAAAAAAUGUCAGCCAGUUGUACAACAUUACCACGGAGCAAAAAGAAUGAAAAAACCAUAACAGCAACCGCAUUGGCCAAAACACGAGCUAAACAUGAAAAGUAAUUAAAAUCGGACUAAUAUUAUAAUUAUUAGUAUAUAGAGAAAAAGUUAAUAAUAGAAAAUAAAAUAAACAAUUUAAAUAUUAA
Lucilia cuprina (Australian sheep blowfly) is the source of this 2471-nucleotide messenger RNA. RefSeq names its product receptor expression-enhancing protein 4 (gene ReepA). The transcript is spliced from 9 exons. Gene Ontology annotation, cellular component: endoplasmic reticulum tubular network; cytoplasmic microtubule; endoplasmic reticulum membrane. The coding region runs from base 221 to 2266 and encodes 681 amino acids. Gene Ontology annotation, biological process: endoplasmic reticulum tubular network organization. Lineage: Eukaryota; Metazoa; Arthropoda; Insecta; Diptera; Calliphoridae. The record is from RefSeq and is a predicted model, not a curated record. Gene Ontology annotation, molecular function: microtubule binding.